AAUCCUCCUCAGCUCCUCUUCGUCUCCCAAACAGUUCCCUUCCCUUCAUUUUCCGGGAAAUUUCGUCACUUUGUCAUGGAAACCGAUGAAGCCACUAACCUGCAACUUCUUCCUCCAGCUCCUCCACAGACACAAGAACAACAACAGCCUUCCAUUCUUCCUCAGUAUCAAAACCUGAUAAUGGCGGCGAUCGAGGCGUUGAACGACCCGAACGGCUCCAACAAAUCGGCAAUCUCGAAGCAGAUCGAGGAUACGUACCCGGAUCUCCCUGCUUCUCACUCGAAACUCCUCUCGGACCACCUCAGCAAGAUGAAGCAGAUUGGUCAGCUCGUGAUGGUCAAGAACAACUACAUGAAGCCGGACCCGAACGCGCCACCUAAACGCGGCCGUGGGCGCCCUCCCAAGCCGAAGGAGCCUCUCCCUCCCGGAGCUGAGCUACCACCAGCUAGGCCUCGCGGCCGUCCUCCGAAGCCCAGGGACCCUUUCGCCCCAGCUCCGCCUGCUAAGCCCAAGUCUUCUUCAUCUGGUACUGGGAGACCACGUGGACGACCUCCAAAGAGGGCCAAGACAGCAGCUUCAGCUCCAGAUAGUGGCGCGGUUACAAGAGGGAGAGGUAGGCCGCCGAAGGUGAAGCCGGCUGUGGAGCCAGUUGGGUGUUGACUGUUUAGUUCAAAUUGCAUGACAAGAAAGCGGAGACCGGGAGGGAGAGAGAGUUAGGGAAGGAGGUUGUAAUGUAGGAGAGAUUUAAUUUAAUUAGAGGUAGAGUUGUGACUGUAAUUGGUUGUAAAUUGUUCAUCACGUUAAUCAUCCUGCUGUUUAGGCUUCUUCAAGCCUCUUUGAUUCUA
Molecule: messenger RNA, 845 nt
Organism: Tripterygium wilfordii
Lineage: Eukaryota; Viridiplantae; Streptophyta; Magnoliopsida; Celastrales; Celastraceae
Product: HMG-Y-related protein B-like
Exons: 2
Coding region: 76-660 (194 amino acids)
Biological process (GO): negative regulation of DNA recombination; regulation of DNA-templated transcription; chromosome condensation
Cellular component (GO): nucleus; nucleolus; chromatin
Molecular function (GO): double-stranded DNA binding; nucleosomal DNA binding
Source: RefSeq, a predicted model, not a curated record